Messenger RNA from Drosophila mauritiana, 553 nucleotides. RefSeq names its product kunitz-type serine protease inhibitor homolog beta-bungarotoxin B3 chain (gene Sfp24Ba). NCBI's taxonomy places the organism in Eukaryota, Metazoa, Arthropoda, Insecta, Diptera, Drosophilidae. The transcript is spliced from 2 exons. Gene Ontology annotation, molecular function: serine-type endopeptidase inhibitor activity. The record is from RefSeq and is a predicted model, not a curated record.
AUUUUUUAGUCGUUUGAAAGCUGAGCAAUGGAGACGAAGUUCGUGGUCAUAACUUUUCUAAUAAGCUACGUACUAUCCCAAUCGAAUGCCGAUUGUGUCAAUAAACCAAUUGUGGAUGGUAAUUGCGACCAGAUAAUCAAAGGAUUUACUUUUGCAAACGAAGAGAGCCAAUGCAAAAUGUUUAGAACAAAGGGUUGCACAGUGGGCGGAAAUUACUUCCGUUCCAGAGAAGAGUGCGAGCUCAAAUGCAAAGGAUAUAUAAAUUGACCACUGUCUGGUUUCGAAAGCUUCGGAAUCGGAAAUUGGGAAGAAAGUGUAAUCGAUGACUACUGGGUGAAUGGUUCGCAAGAAAGCGAAGUCGAAAGCAUCUCGAAUAGAGGAUCGAAAAAACCAACUCUUAGGCAGAAUAUCUAGAAGAAGCUUGAACUGAUUAUAUCGAUGAAUACUUGAUAGUUUAUUAAAAUGGUGGUAGCCUUUUGAAAUACACCUCGACCAAUUUGAAUCUUCGGCUCCAAAGUAAACUACCUAAUAAAUUUAAAAUUUACCUAUAUAA